Molecule: messenger RNA, 2645 nt
Organism: Morus notabilis
Lineage: Eukaryota; Viridiplantae; Streptophyta; Magnoliopsida; Rosales; Moraceae
Product: G-type lectin S-receptor-like serine/threonine-protein kinase At4g03230
Exons: 6
Coding region: 1-2502 (833 amino acids)
Biological process (GO): protein phosphorylation; recognition of pollen
Molecular function (GO): protein serine/threonine kinase activity; ATP binding
Source: RefSeq, a predicted model, not a curated record
AUGGAUACCAAGACCAACAGUGGAUUUGUGCUUCUUUUUCUCCUCAUAUGCUUGUUUCUCACGUUCAAUAUCUGCCUUGGACGUGAUACAAUCUCUGCAAAUGAAUCCCUCUCCGGAGACGAAUCCAUUGUAUCCGCAGGUGGAGUUUUUGUGCUGGGAUUCUUCAAACCAGGUAAUUCUUCAAACUACUAUAUAGGCAUGUGGUACAAACAACUCACUUCCCAGACAAUUGUUUGGGUGGCAAAUAGAGACAAGCCAGUUUCAGAUAGAUUUUCUUCAGAGUUGAAAAUCUCUGGUGGAAAUUUAGUUCUUUUCAAUGAGUUCAAAAUCCCAAUUUGGUCCACUGACGUGAACUACAGCGGCUCUGCUUCUGUACAAGCAGUUCUUCAUGACAAUGGAAACCUCGUCUUAAACGAUGGAUCCAAUUCGUCAAUACCUUUAUGGCAAAGUUUUGAUCAUCCGGCUCACACAUGGCUACCUGGUAGUAAACUUUCUUAUAACAAAAUUACCAAAAAACACCAGCGUCUCACUUCAUGGAAGAGUUCCGAGGACCCUGCCCCGGGCCUCUUCUUUGUUGAGCUAAACAUAAGUGAUAACUCCUAUAACAUACUCUGGAAUUUGUCUAAGAGAUAUUGGACUAGUGGAUCUUGGAAUGGGACGACUUUUAGCGCGAUGCCUGAGAUGGUGCGCACUUAUAUCUUUGUUUUUGAGUUUGUUUCGAAUGAUAACGAAAUCUAUUUCACGUAUUCGAUUAACAAAACCUCUCCUACCCAAAUAUCUCGGACUGUGGUGGAUGUUUCUGGGCAGGUUAAGCAACUGAGUUGGAUGGCAACUAACGAAUGGAACUUGAUUUGGAACCAACCGAGAAAACAAUGCGAGGUUUAUGCUUUUUGCGGGGCAUAUGGAAGCUGCAAUGAGGACCCGUUACCCUCCUGUAGUUGUUUGACGGGGUUUAAGCCAAAGGUACAGAGUAAUUGGGAUUUGAAGGAUUAUUCUGAUGGGUGCUUCAGAAUUACAGAACUGCAAUGUGGAAACAACAGUGUUGCUAAUGGUGAGAGAUUUCAAUUUCUACCGAUAUUCAACAUGUCAUUGCCCGAUAAUCAACAGUCUGUGGGAGCAGGGAGUUUAGGAGAAUGCAAAGAAAGCUGCUUAACUAAGUGCUCUUGCACUGCUUAUGCCAAUGACAGCAAUGGUUGUUCAAUUUGGAUAGGAGAUCUCUUAAAUUUGAAGCAGCAGGCAGAUAAUGACAGGCAUCCUCUCUAUCUUCGAUUGACAGCUUCAGAAAAACGAUCUUCACGAAAUGCAAUGUUCUAUAUUGUCUUGUUUGGGAUUAUAGCUGUCAUGAUGAUACUCACUUGCACUGCUUGUUCAGUUUAUUACUGGAGAAGAAAAAAGGCGGUCAAUAAACAAGAACAGGUCCUAAGCUUAUAUUAUAGCGAAAAGCGUAUCAGAGACUUCAUGAAUUCAAGCCAAUUCAGAGAAGAAGAAAGGAAAGGCAUAGAAGUACCAUUUGUUGUUUUGGAAAGUAUACUAGCUGCUACAGAUAAUUUUUCAGAGGCAAAUAAACUUGGACAAGGAGGAUUUGGCCAUGUUUAUAAGGGUAGAUUUCCAGCAGGGCAAGAAAUUGCUAUAAAGAGGCUCUCAAGUGGUUCUGGACAAGGCUUACAAGAAUUUAAGAAUGAAGUUUUGUUGAUUGCUAAACUUCAACAUCGGAAUCUUGUUCGCCUUUUGGGCUAUUGUGUUGAAGGAGAUGAAAAAAUGCUGCUCUAUGAAUAUAUGCCCAACAAAAGCUUAGACUCUUUCCUAUUUGAUCGAAACAUAUGCAUAUUGCUGAACUGGGAGAUCCGUUUCCACAUCAUAUUGGGAAUUGCUAAAGGGCUUCUUUAUCUUCACCAUGAUUCAAGGUUGAGGAUUAUCCAUAGAGAUUUGAAAACUAGCAAUGUCUUACUUGAUGAAGAAAUGAACCCAAAAAUUUCAGACUUUGGCUUAGCAAAGAUUUUUGGAGGGAAACAGAUGGAGGCAAGCACAAACAGAGUAGUUGGGACGUAUGGUUAUAUGUCUCCAGAGUAUGCACUACAUGGGUUAUUCUCAAUCAAAUCUGACGUUUUUAGUUUCGGGGUCGUCAUACUUGAGAUCAUAAGUGGAAAAAGGAACACUGGAUUUUACCAAUCAGAAGAAGCUUCAAGUCUUUUAGAUUAUGCAUGGAAAUUAUGGAAAGAAAACAAGGCACUGGAUCUGAUGGACCCAACAUUGAGCGAGACAUGCAAUGAAAAUGAGUUCUUGAGGUGUUUCAAUGUAGGACUGUUGUGUGUACAAGACGAUCCAAAUGAUCGACCAACCAUGUCAAAUGUGCUCCUCAUGCUUGGAACUGAAAGUGCAAGUCUUCCAAGUCCAAAACAACCAGCCUUUGUUGUCAGAAGAUCUCGUUCUAGCAGAGCUUCUCCGGGUGAUAAACCAUCGUCGACAAACGGGCUAACCAAUACCUUAAACGAAGGCCGAUGACAAGUUAGACUCCGUUCAAGCAGGCUCCUUAGUCCUGCAGAUCAGAAGCUUUAGUACUUCAUCUGCUUCUUCUUCUAUACUUGUAAUCCGGAAUACGAUUAACGAUUUAGUUUCAAAUUAAUUUGAUGGCGCAUUUGUGCAUA